Molecule: messenger RNA, 586 nt
Organism: Culicoides brevitarsis
Lineage: Eukaryota; Metazoa; Arthropoda; Insecta; Diptera; Ceratopogonidae
Product: V-type proton ATPase subunit e-like
Exons: 3
Coding region: 88-345 (85 amino acids)
Biological process (GO): proton transmembrane transport
Cellular component (GO): proton-transporting V-type ATPase, V0 domain; plasma membrane proton-transporting V-type ATPase complex
Molecular function (GO): proton-transporting ATPase activity, rotational mechanism
Source: RefSeq, a predicted model, not a curated record
ACAGCCCGUAGUCAGGUGACAUUUUUUCCUCGUAUUUUGGAUCGAUAUUGAGAAUUUCUCGCAAAAAAUAGUAAAAAAUCAACAAGAAUGGGCGCUUCAAUCCUUCCAAUCAUCAUUUUUUCUGCCAUUUUUGGCGUCAUCGGGAUCGUGCUGCCAAUUAUGGUGCCCAAAGGCCCAAAUAGAGGGAUUGCUCAGUGCGUGCUGAUACUUACGGGAGCGACUUGUUGGUUGUUCUGGCUUUGUUGCUACAUGGCACAAAUGAACCCGUUGAUCGGCCCCAAACUUCACAGUAACACUAUUCUUAUCAUGGCUCGAGAAUGGGGAAAUCCUCUUAACGAAGGCUAAAUUAACCAACUCGCAUAUAAAUAUAUAAAAAAAAAACAAACUGUUCAAAAUUUUAGUUAAAGUAUUAAUCAUCAGUUGAUUCCAGAGAAAUUUUAUGGAAAAAAACGCAUUUUGUUGUAAAUAUUUUCUUGAACCCAAAAUAAAUGUAUUAAAAAAAGUACAUGAACUGUGUAAAAAAAAAAUGUCAAAAAUAUCAGACAGAAAAUGUUGAAAUUUAUCAAAUAAAUAUAUGUUAAACUUA